GGAUAAAAGCUGAUUAUGGAAAGGAAAAAGAGGUAUGAUAUCGCGGUCCCCCCCACCUUGGAGCCGGCGCUGCGAAUGGCGUGUUCCGAGGCCGCAGCUUCCGCCGGCGCCGGAGGUUGGACGUGCAUCUGCCCUUGGUCUUGGGGUCGGGCUGGCACCGAGGCCGCAGCAUUCAGGAUGAAUUUAAUUCAGCUUGUGCGUGACCACUGGGUACAUAUACUUGUCCCUAUGGGAUUUGUCGUUGGAUGUUAUCUAGACAGAAAGAGUGAAGAAAAGCUAACUGCCUUCCGGAACAAGAGUUUGUUAUUUAAAAGAGAACUGAGACCCAAUGAAGAAGUCACCUGGAAGUGAAGGCUGUGGCUGAGUUACAGAAUGGCCACAUUUUGUAAAUUAUCAGAAAAAUAAAAAAACUGAACAAUUU
Messenger RNA from Pipistrellus kuhlii (Kuhl's pipistrelle), 421 nucleotides. It is a transcript of the gene NDUFB1, whose product is annotated as NADH:ubiquinone oxidoreductase subunit B1. Gene Ontology annotation, cellular component: mitochondrion. Lineage: Eukaryota; Metazoa; Chordata; Mammalia; Chiroptera; Vespertilionidae. The record is from RefSeq and is a predicted model, not a curated record.